Messenger RNA from Cavia porcellus (domestic guinea pig), 4820 nucleotides. RefSeq names its product alpha kinase 1 (gene Alpk1). The record is from RefSeq and is a predicted model, not a curated record. Gene Ontology annotation, cellular component: cilium. Gene Ontology annotation, biological process: innate immune response; cytoplasmic pattern recognition receptor signaling pathway; protein phosphorylation. Bases 951 to 4400 code for a protein of 1149 amino acids. NCBI's taxonomy places the organism in Eukaryota, Metazoa, Chordata, Mammalia, Rodentia, Caviidae. Gene Ontology annotation, molecular function: monosaccharide binding; ATP binding; protein serine/threonine kinase activity. The transcript is spliced from 17 exons.
CACCUGCGGGCAGGGGCGGUGCCGAGGGCGCGGACCUGGAGCCUGGCGCCGAGGGGCGCGCGGUGUCUGACUGGAGGCGGCCGUGCGACAGAGGGCGCGCGCGGGGAGCGCGGGUGAACCUUCGGGACCCGGGUACGGCCUGCGAGCGCGCUCUCGAGAGCCCCGGGGGACAGCAGGGCCCCCCACAGAGGGGCGAGGCCGCGUGCGCCCGGGCUGCGGAGGCCCAGUGAGGCAGCCGUCGAGUCGGCACGCGCCUGCCACUGUCCCUAGGUUUUAUAAAGGCACGGAGACAGCCAGGGUAUCACCUUCCCGUUGGGGCACAGAAGAGCAGAUGAGAGAUUAAACAUCAGCACAGCAACUUCAGAAGGGACUGAGAAAGAUGAAAUAUUGUUGUCUUCAAAAACGUUUGCAGGAGGGAGACUUCUGGGAAGAUGGCAGAAUAGUAAGCAGCAGAAAAAAACUGCCUAAGAGUCACUGUCCAGACACUGGAAUAUAACAUUGUAAGGAAGACAUGAAGGAUACAGGAAAAAUCUGAAGUGCAAAUUGAAGCUCACAUAGAGAGUAAAAAGAACAAUUUCAAUGAAAAAGAAGGUGGUAGCGGGUGGUGCCUUCUCCCUGAGCCCAACUCACUGCACGAGAGGAGCUGUUGGAAUCUGGGGAUGCAUGGUCAUGGAGGCAGUGAUGGCUGGUGACCCCAGAGGUCUCUGCAGAGAGAUGUGGCAGUGAGGGAGAACAGUGGACCUGGAGGACUGUACUGACUGGCGAUUCCCACUCCCUGAAACCGAGGCUGCUUAUGAGAAACUGUACUUUUCAAGAAGGUUUUCACAGAAUCAACUAUUUUCACAGUCAAGUUUGCUGCCCCGAGAGUUUCUCAUCUUCUUCAAGAUAAAAGUAAUUGAUCACCACGGACCCAGGGACCCUUGGUUCAUCAUCAAGGGAGGGCAGUCAUCAUGAAUAAUCAUAAAGCUGUUGCUGAGCUCCUGCAAGAGUGCGAGCAAGCACUGGACCAGCUCUUGGUGGCGCCACCAGAUGUGUCCGAGGAGGACAAGAGGGAGGACCAGCGAUGCCGAGCUUCACUCUCCAGAGAGUUAAGAACCCUGAUCCAGGAGGCAAAGGAAAUGAAGUGGCCCUUCGUGCCUGAAAAGUGGCAGUACAAACAAGCCCUGAGCCCAGAGGACAAAACCAACCUGCAGGAUGUGAUUGGCGCUGCGCUGCACCAGUUGCUGGUGGCCCUGCGUGCCUCCAUCCGGGCCCAGGACUGCACAGUGGCCACAGCCGUUAUCUUCCUGCUGGACCGUGUGCUCUACAGGCUGGACGGCACAGGCAGCCUCCUGCGGGUGGCACGGCGCCUGCACCGCCUGCAGCCCAGCACACCCAUCGCACCACAGCUGCUUAUCCGACAGGCGCGUGUCUCGGUUAACGCAGGGAAGCUCCUGAAAGCAGAGUACAUCCUCAGCAGCCUCAUCAGCAACCACGGAGCCACAGGUACCUGGCUCUACAGAAAUGAAAGCGACAAGGUCCUGGUGCAGUCAGUCUGUGUACAGAUCCGAGGGCAAAUUCUGCAAAAGCUUGGCAUGUGGUAUGAAGCCGCCGAGUUAACAAGUGCCUCCAUCGUUGGAUAUUUGACGCUCCCUCUGCCGGAUAAAAAGGGCCUCUCUGCGUCACUUGGGAUUCUGGCAGACAUCUUUGUUUCCAUGAGUGAGAACGACUAUGAGAGAUUUAAGAACAACCCCCAGGUUAACUUGGCCCUGCUCCAGGAGUAUGAACACCGGCUACUGGCAGCAGCAGAAGCCUGCAAGCUGGCAGCUGCCUUCAGUGCCUACACACCCCUGUUUGUGCUCACAGCCAUGAACAUCCGCGGCAUGUGCUUGCUGUCCUACAGCAGUUCCAGUGCCUGCCCUGUCAACCAGACCAGCUCCUACCUGUGUGCGGCUAAAGAGGCCUUCGAGAUCGGCCUGCUGACCAAGACUGACAACACGCCGGCCGCCGGGAAGCAGGAGCUCCACAGCCUCAUCAAGGCAGCCUUCGGCCUGGCCACUGUGCACCGCCGACUCCUCGGGAACACGGCCGCGGUGCGUGUGGCCCGCUGGCUGUGUGUGGAGGCCCUGGGGACACUGGCCAGGCUGGGCUCCUGCUCUGCAAGCCAGGACCCAGAGGCAGUGUCAGGAGAGAUCCUGUCUGCAAUCAGCCAAGUGAGGCGGUGCCUCGGUGUCCAGAGCUUUGUAAACCCAGACGCCAGAGCUUGCAUUCCGGAGAGUUUCCAGGGUGGCUUGGAUGAGCCUCUUCUGCGGGGGAGCGUGGGUUUCCAGGAGAUCCUCACCGGCUACUCGCGGCACCACAGCUCAGUAUGUGAGGUUUUUGAAAGCACAUGUGGACACAGCAAGAUCCACGAGAAACACGCAAAAACAGACCUCUGCAUCACGGCCUUAGAAACAGAAACCAAAUCUCCAGACACACACACCCUUGUGGACCGGCCACGCUCUCCUGCAGGAAGGGGGACACUGUGCUACUGGACAGACCAAAUCGAGAGGGCAGGCAUUGAGGCCUGGGCCCCACAUCGGGACACGGAACCUGGGGCAGAGCCACCCGGGCACCACAGCAGCAAGCUCCAGGAGAGGUCCCCGGGGGGCAGCUGGGGUUCUGGGAGCUGGAGCAGGCUGUCGGGGACCAGUUGUUCUGUGAGCUGGGAGGAGGUGAGCGCUGCGGGGGUGCCCAGCUCAGCUGGGGGCACAGAGCACCUCGUGGACAGCCGGUGCCACACUGCCUCAUGUGAGGAGCUUGAGCCAGACGUCGAGGGCAGAGCCGGGCACUUGGUGCCUUGGGAUCUGCGGGGUCUGUCUCUCCGGGUGCCCAAGGAUGACUUUACAGAGACCUCCCCAAGUCCUCUACACGGAGCCCCGUCCUCACCAAACCUCGCACCCCACAGCUCUGACGACACCCAGGCAGUCCCUGUGGCCGAGCUGGCGGGGGCUCCAGGGGACACCUGCGAAGUCAGAGGGACUCUCUCGGGACUCCCCCGCGCUUCUCCGGCUCCUGGUUUCGUCGGGCACAGGGACACGGCCGCGUGGCAUUCCGUGCAGAACAACAACUUUGAAAUUCUUGAUUUCGCAGACACCAGCUGUUAUGUCCCAGGCGGGCGUGGGGUAGCCAGGAAAACAGAAGCCCAUGAUCCAGACCCAGGCCGCACGUGGGUGGACCCCGAUGCAGAGACUGCAGAAGGCACCCAGGCAGAGCCAGGUGGUUCGCGGGGCGCCAGUGCCAGGCCGGGGAACAGCUCUCUCCCUCCCUGUCGCCCCACCUGCCCUGAGACCAGGGGCUCCGCGGAGGAGCCAGGAGUCGACCCCGAGGGCCCCACGGAGGUCGAGGGCGCCCCCUCUGCGGCUGGACCCCCCGGGCUCCCUUCGGGUGGCGGUAGCACCUUCCCUGUCCCCAGCGAGAGCUGUUCCUCCACAGAGGAGCCGGGCCUGGGCGCCUUCUCCAGCGGCUCCCCGGGCUGCUCCAGCCCCUGGUCCCUGCUGGACUCCUGCGGCGGCUCCGCGGCAGCCCGGCCAGGGCCGGAGCAGGAGGCGCUAGAGGCGCGCACGCUGCGGCCCGCGGACCUGCGGGAGCUGCUGGCCGGCGUGGGCCAUGGCUGGCUGCGGCGGAGGCUGGAGGGCACCGGCGUGUUCAAGCCCGGCCGGCCGCGCGGGGCGCACGAUGGUCUUCUGUUAAAAUAUUCCAAAAAGUCUGAACUGUGGACAGCCCAGGAAACGGCGGUGUAUCUGGGGGACUACCUGGAUGUGAAGAAGAAAGGCAAACAGAGGAACGCCUUCUGGGUUCACCAUCUUCACCAAGAAGAAACCCUGGGGAGGUACGUUGGGAAGGAAUACAAAGAACAGAAGGGGCUCUGGCAUCACUUCGCUGAUGUGGAGAGGCAGAUGACCGCACAGCACUACGUGACAGAGUUCAACAAGAAACUCUAUGAGCAAAAUAUCCCAACACAGAUAUUCUACAUCCCGUCCACAGUGCUGCUGAUUUUAGAAGGCAACACAAUAACGGGAUGUAUCAGUGUGGAGCCUUACAUACCAGGAGAGUUUGUAAAAUUAUCAAACAACACAAAAGUGGUGAAAACAGAGUACAAAGCCACAGAAUACGGCUUGGCUUAUGGCCAUUUUUCUUAUGAGUUUUCUAAUCAUAGAGAUGUUGUGGUUGACUUACAAGGCUGGGUGACUGGUAAUGGCAAAGGGUUAAUUUACCUCACAGAUCCCCAGAUCCACUCUGUUGAUCAGAAAGACGUCACUACCAAUUUUGGAAAGAGAGGAAUCUUUUACUUCUUUAAUAACCAGCAUGUGACAUGUAAUGACAUCUGCCAUCGUCUUUGUCUGACCCGACCUUCAGAAGGAAACCUGAACGAGCCGUAGGCUGCAGGCUGCUGGCACGGCCAUCUCCCUGCUCACCAGGGUCGAAGCUCACCUUGAAAGACUCGGCCCAGCCUGGGCCUGCAGGGUCGGGGCAGGCCAAUGAGAGGGCUCGAGGGCCACUUUCAGGGCUGCGUUUAACUACUAAUACAAGAUCAAGUGGCUUCUUUUGCCCUCUGACAUGGGGACCAAGAAUGAUUCUGGAAGCAGCACUAAUGAGCAUAAGUCCUACAGCGAAGGCAAACUGGAACACAGCCCGUCUGACCCACAGUGGCUUCACAGCGCAGCUGAAAAAUAAACUUCUGUUUAAGCCAUCGAGAGAUUGGAACUUUUGGUUAUCAUCUGUCAGGACUGAUACUAUUGCUGAUUUUUUUUCUAUUGAGUUAAGUCUUCAUAUAUUAAAGAGUUUUGGAGUUUGUGAUA